AUCGCCCCUUUAAGGGGCGGGCCUCUCGCCUCCGUGACCUCGCCCCGCCCCCUCUGGGACCACACUGCGCUUGCGUGGUGAGCCGGAGCCCUGGGGUUGGGCAGCACUUGGUUCCGUGCAACUUUCAAGUGAGUUGCAAACUCCGCCCUGCAGGCCGGUGCCGGUGGCUGGGUGCACCGGGACCGCGGCGACUCGCACGAGCGAGGCCGCGACCUGCCGCUCCAGCGCGGGACCAGCAGCGAGGGCGGAGCACGGGGUUCUCCGCGUCAGGAAGGGCGGGUCGGAGCCGUAACUGCCCCAGCCGCGGGGCGUACGCGCCAACGCCCGCUCCCAAGUCGGCUUCCUCCCCGCCGGGGCCACUUUGCCCCAGGUCUCACCGUUCUCCAGGUCCUCUGAACUGCAGAGUCGGAGGCCGUGGGCGGCGGGCUCGGCCUCAGCCGAGGGACAGCUGAACCGCCCCUCUGCUUCCCGCAACUGCCCCGAUACCCCCUUGUCCCAGCCCUUGCUUGAACGACCCUCUGGGCGGCUUCCUGGGGUUCUGCCCUCGUCCCCAAGGCCGGAAAGAUGGUGUCCUGGAUGAUCUGUCGCCUGGUGGUGCUGGUGUUUGGGAUGCUGUAUCCAGCUUAUGCUUCCUAUAAGGCUGUGAAGACCAAGAACAUUCGUGAAUACGUGCGGUGGAUGAUGUACUGGAUCGUUUUUGCACUCUUCAUGGCAGCAGAGAUCGUCACCGACAUUUUUAUCUCCUGGUUCCCUUUCUACUAUGAGAUCAAGAUGGCCUUUGUGCUGUGGCUGCUCUCGCCCUACACCAAGGGCGCCAGCCUGCUUUACCGCAAGUUUGUCCACCCGUCCCUGUCCCGCCACGAGAAGGAGAUCGACGCAUACCUCGUGCAGGCCAAGGAGCGCAGCUACGAGACCAUGCUUAGCUUCGGGAAGCGGGGCCUCAACAUGGCCGCCUCGGCUGCUGUGCAGGCUGCCACCAAGAGUCAGGGGGCGCUGGCUGGCAGGCUGCGGAGCUUCUCCAUGCAGGACCUUCGCUCCAUCCCCGAUGCACCUGCCCCUGCCUACCAGGAUGCCCUCUACCCAGAGGACCAGGUGCUCCACCGGAGGCCACCCAUUGGGUACCGGGACGGGGGCCUGCAGGACAGCAACACGGAGGAUGACUGUUGGUCAGAUACUGAGGCGGUCCCCCGGAUGCCAGCCCGGCCCCGAGAGAAGCCCCUGAGCCGCAGCCAGAGCCUGCGUGUGAUCAAGAGGAAGCCACUGGUGCGGGAGGGCACCUCGCGCUCCCUAAAGGUUCGGACGAGGAAAAAGACUGUGCCCUCAGACAUGGACAGCUAGGGUCUGCUGCAUCUGGCCCGUUCUUACCUCGUGCCCUGCAGGGCUCUGGGGAUAUUUGGAGAGACCUUUGGCUGCCCAUCUGGCCUGCCUGCACCGGCCGCUGCGCCCCGCCUUCCUUGCUCCUGCUGAUGGUUAAGGGCCGGGAGCAGAUGCUGCCAAGGCCGCAGGCAGGAUGCACCAUGAUGUACCAAAGCAGGCUAGGCCAGCACUCUAUUUAUUGCCUUGCUCUGCCUCCUCCUUCUCUGACUGUGGGACCAGAGCCCUCCCGGAACUCCUGCAAAUGAAACCAAAAGUCUACCUGGGUGUGUUCAUUCCUUCCUGUCCUUCUAAGUACUUGAUAGCCUUUCAUAAGGCCUGGUGUGUGUAUCUUGGUUGUGUGUGUGUGUGUGUUGGUGAGUGAGGUCAGGUUUGCGAACGUUUUGAUAAAUAAAUACAUAAAGGGG
Molecule: messenger RNA, 1781 nt
Organism: Callithrix jacchus (white-tufted-ear marmoset)
Lineage: Eukaryota; Metazoa; Chordata; Mammalia; Primates; Cebidae
Gene: REEP4
Product: receptor accessory protein 4
Biological process (GO): endoplasmic reticulum tubular network organization
Cellular component (GO): endoplasmic reticulum tubular network; cytoplasmic microtubule; endoplasmic reticulum membrane
Molecular function (GO): microtubule binding
Source: RefSeq, a predicted model, not a curated record